This is a messenger RNA of Beauveria bassiana ARSEF 2860, 765 nucleotides long. Its product is annotated as putative SAM-dependent methyltransferase. The coding region runs from base 1 to 765 and encodes 254 amino acids. The transcript has a single exon. The record is from RefSeq and is a predicted model, not a curated record. NCBI's taxonomy places the organism in Eukaryota, Fungi, Ascomycota, Sordariomycetes, Hypocreales, Cordycipitaceae.
AUGGAUACUUUGCCGGCCAAUGUCCGAUACUCCCACUUGACGUGGAACUGCCCACUGUCAGCAUCAUCCGCGAAACACCUGAUCCACAAACUUGAACUCGACGCUGAAAAGACCAUUGUUGAUAUCGGGUGUGGCUGGGGCGAGCUCCUCCUGCGUGCAACCAAGCAAUCAGGUGCUGCAGCUGUCGGUGUCGACACUGAUGCUGAUCUCCUCGCGCGCUGCAAGUCAAGCGCGGACAAGCAAAACGUCACGAUUGAACUCGUCAAUAUGCCAGGCCAGGAGUGGAAAGUUCAGUGCGACCGCGCAAUUUGCAUCGGGUCGUCGCAUGCGUUUGGUGGGACGCGACAGAUGCUCGAGAGCCUGGCCACGAUUGUCCCGCACGGUCGGGUGCUAGUCGGGGACAUGUGCUGGGAGAGGCCGCCGUCGAAAGAGUGCGUGGAGGUGUUUGGGGACGAGGUGCUGUCCCUGAAGAGCAUUGUUGCGCUGUGCAGGGAGACGGGCUGGAAGCUCAUGCAUCUGGAGACGGCGACGCAGCAGGACUGGGAUGCAUUCGAGUCGGGCCAUCGCGCAGGGGCGAGGGAGUGGCUUCUGAAGAAUCCAGAUGACCCAAAGGCCGGAAAGGUAAUGGAGGAUUUGGCGAAAAGAGAAGACUGCUAUUUUGGUACAUACCGAGGACAGUUGGGAUUCGUUUUUGCGAUUCUAAGUUCGGAGGAAGAAACGAGAAGUCCUGUCCUAGCAGGGAAUAAACGCCACCGGCCUAAAUAA